Molecule: messenger RNA, 4415 nt
Organism: Cicer arietinum (chickpea)
Lineage: Eukaryota; Viridiplantae; Streptophyta; Magnoliopsida; Fabales; Fabaceae
Product: probable serine/threonine protein kinase IRE
Biological process (GO): peptidyl-serine phosphorylation; intracellular signal transduction
Molecular function (GO): ATP binding; protein serine/threonine kinase activity
Source: RefSeq, a predicted model, not a curated record
GUGAUAAGAAAAAGUGAGUUGGAGCCACGGUGAUUCGUACAUGAAUCAAGACUCAUUCACAGAGACACGUAAUAGUAAUAGUAAAAAUAAUUGAACAACCAACGCACUUUUUUCGCGGGAAGCACGUUUAACGAACUACCUUCUUCCUUUCCAAAACUGAAAAUCAAAAUCCCCGCUUUGCUGUCUCAAUUUUCUUCCUCCUCCACCCGCGAAAAUCUCUCCCUCUGUCACAAACACCUUUCUUUUCUUCAUUCAAACCUCUCUCUAUCUCUCUCUCAUCACAAUGCUAUGAAGAAUCCCAACCUCAUCAUCGAUCCAUGUCGUCGAUUCCUCCGCCGCAACCGCCGCCGAAUUCCUCAACAACCGAUCCCUCUCCAUCGACGCCGUCACCUGUCUCCGCCAGAGCAAACAAGCUCCAGAAAAUCCCUCACAUUCUGAAUCGACACACCGCGGUAAUAUCCUCCUCCAAUGAAGUUGAAGAAGGCGAAGAAGAUAACAACAAUAACAACAGCAAGAAUGAUGAUGAGGAACAAUGUGUUGAACUCGAACGUGCUGAUUCUUCUUCUUCCAUUUUGCUUGCGUCUUCUUUAGGUCUUAAUCACAUUCGAACGCGAUUCUCCUCUCCUCUUCGUCAUUCUUCUUCGGCUGGUGCUCCUUCGUUCAUCGGAAAAGACGCUGUUCUACAUGUCGCUAUCAACAAUGUCGCCAAAUCUAAAUUCAAAUCUUCACAUCCAAAAGACCUAGGGGAAAAAGUUCAUCGGAAUCAAUGUAAAUCAUUGAAAGCUCAUUCACAACUCCUUCCUGGGCUGGAGGGUAAUCAUGCAGCUUUCGCCAAAGAAAUACAAUCCCCACGUUUUCAGGAAAUCCUUCGACUUACAAGUGGCAGGAAAAAGAGAAACCGUGAUAUUAAAAGCUUUUCUCAUGAACUCAACUCCAAAGGAGUUAGGCCUUUUCCAAUUUGGAAACAUCGUGGGCAUGUGGAGGAAGUCAUGGUGGCGAUUAGAGCUAAGUUUGAAAAGCUAAAGGAAGAAGUUGAUUCUGAUUUGGGUGGUUAUGCUGGUGAUUUGGUGGGUAGUCUUGAAAAAGCAUCUGAGUCUCCUUGUGAAUGGAAAGAGGGGUUGGAAGAUUUGUUGGUUGUUGCACGACAAUGUGCAAAGAUGUCGCCUACUGAGUUUUGGAUCAAAUGUGAAACUAUUGUUCAAAAACUAGAUGACAAACGUCAAGAAAUACCAGUGGGGAUCCUCAAGCAAGCUCAUACUCGCCUUUUGUUUAUUCUCUCUAGGUGCACUCGUCUAGUGCAAUUCCAGAAGGAAAGUGGUUAUGAACAAGAUCACAUUCUGGGUCUUCACCAACUCAGCGAUCUUGGAGUAUAUUCCGAGCAAAUUUUGAAGGCUGCUGAGAAUUGCGGUCUUCCACCCAGUGGACAUGAGAUGGCUGAGAAGCAGUUGAAAAAGUCGCAUGGAAAAGAGGAAGACAAACCAAUAACAAAACAAAGUCAAGCUGACCAACAUGAGAGUGGUGUGAUUGACAAUGUGGAAGUUACUACAGCUAAAAGUGUUGAGUCUACUCCUAGCAGCUAUAAGAUGUCUUCAUGGAGAAAGCUUCCAUCAGCUGCUGAGAAAAAGCGCAAAGAUCAAGAUGCAGUAGAUUUCUCAUCAAAAGGUGAACCUGAUCCAUUGCUAGUGAAAGAUGAAAAUGCUGAAAAUUUGGAUACUAUGUCAUGUCACCGUGAACAUUCACAGUCGUCAUCUAGAACGCGAAAGGUUUCUUGGGGAUUUUGGGGUGAUCAGCAAAAUCUAGCAUAUGAUAAUUCAAUGAUCUGCAGGAUUUGUGAGGUUGAAAUACCAAUCGUACAUGUGGAGGAGCAUUCUCAAAUAUGCGCAAUUGCUGAUAAAUGUGAUUUGAAAGGCUUAACUAUAAAUGAGCGGCUCGAAAGAGUUUCCGAAACUAUUGAAAGGUUACUUGAAUCUUGGACACCUAAAAGUACUGAUACUCAUGGAGAAAGCUUUGAGGCUGCUAGAGUGUCAACAUCAAGUUUGCAUGAAGAAUUCAAUGAGUUAUCUCUAGACAGAAAUAACUUGUCUCGUAGAUGCUCUGAAGACAUGCUUGAACCUACUCCUGAUCCUGACAAUAGUUUUGCCGCAGAUGAUCUGAACCUUUCAUCUGAAAUAAUAAAACCUGAUCAGGGCACAAAGGUAUCAUCACCUGGAAGCUUGACUCCGCGAUCACCGUUGGUUACACCAAGAACAAGUCAAAUAGAAAUGCUACUAAGUGGAAGAAGAGCAGUUUCUGAUUUUGAGAGUUAUGACCAGAUAAAUAAGCUAGUUGAAAUAGCUCGUGCUGUUGCAAAUGUGAACAACUGUGACUACAGUGCUUUGGAGUAUAUGCUUGAUCGCUUGGAAGACCUGAAAUACGCAAUUCAGGACAGAAAAGUGGAUGCACUUAUUGUGGAGACUUUUGGCCGACGAAUAGAGAAACUUUUGCAGGAGAAAUAUGUAACCCUUUGUGGGCAAAUAGAAGAUGAAAAGGUAGACUCAUCACAUAGCAUGGCUGAUGAAGAGAGUUCGGUCGAUGAUGAUACAGUCCGUAGUAGCCUUCGUGCUAGCCCGAUUAAUCCUUGUUCUAAGGACAGAACUUCUAUUGAAGAUUUUGAAAUAAUAAAACCAAUAAGCAGGGGGGCAUAUGGACGAGUUUUUCUUGCCCGAAAAAGAGCAACUGGUGAUUUAUUUGCUAUUAAGGUUCUGAAAAAGGCAGAUAUGAUUCGUAAAAAUGCCGUUCAAAGUAUUUUGGCUGAGCGAGACAUCCUUAUAUCUGUUAGGAACCCUUUCGUGGUCCGAUUUUUCUACUCUUUCACAUGUAAGGAAAAUCUUUAUUUGGUUAUGGAGUAUUUAAAUGGCGGCGAUCUCUAUUCUAUGUUGAAAAACCUAGGAUGCUUAGAUGAAGAUAUGGCUCGUAUAUAUAUUGCAGAAGUUGUUCUUGCAUUGGAGUACUUGCAUUCCUUGAAUAUAAUUCAUAGAGACUUGAAGCCGGAUAACUUGUUGAUUGGUCAAGAUGGUCACAUUAAGUUGACGGACUUUGGACUCUCAAAAGUUGGUCUCAUCAACAGCACGGAUGAUUUAUCAGCACCCUCAUCUUUCACUAAUGAUUUUCUAGGCAAUGAUGAACCAAAACCUCGACAUGUUUCAAAGAGGGAAGCACGUGAACAACAAAAAGUAGUUGGCACCCCAGACUAUUUGGCACCCGAAAUACUUCUGGGCAUGGGACAUGGUGUAACUGCAGAUUGGUGGUCUGUGGGUGUCAUACUUUAUGAGCUUCUUGUGGGUAUUCCACCUUUUAAUGCAGAACAUCCACAGCAAAUUUUUGAUAACAUAAUUAACAAAGACAUACAAUGGCCAAGGUUUCCCGAGGAGAUCAGCUAUGAAGCUUACGAUUUGAUGAAUAAAUUGUUAAUUGAGAACCCAGUCCAAAGAUUAGGUGCUACAGGAGCUACGGAAGUUAAACGCCAUGUUUUCUUCAAGGAUAUUAAUUGGGAUACACUUGCAAGGCAGAAGGCUAUGUUCAUACCAUCAGCUGAAGCUCUUGAUACAAGUUAUUUUAUGAGCCGGUAUGUAUGGAAUCCAGAGGAUGAACAUUGUGCUGGAGGUAGUGAUUUUGAUGGCAUUACUGAUACAAGCAGCAGUGGUUCAGGAAGUGAUGCAUUAGAUGAAGAUGGUGAUGAAUGUUGUAGUUUAGCAGAAUUCGAUGGUGGUCCUGCUCUUGAGGUUCAGUACUCGUUUAGUAACUUCUCAUUUAAGAAUUUGUCUCAGCUAGCGUCUAUCAAUAUGGUGAUUAAGAACUCCAAGGAAUCACCCAAUGACUCCAACCCAUCUGUUUCGUGAUAUAGCUAGAGGUCUGUAAAUUUCUCCAAGCAGUAAAGUUCAAAUAGGCGGAACUUCUUGAAGAAAACAAUAUGAACAUUUAUAAUCUGUGAUUGAUAUCAACUUAGCAGCAAAGGGACGUGCAUCAAAAUUCUUUUUUAUUCUCUGCUUCAUUUUAGUUUAGAGACCCGAAUUCCUUACAUAAAUGUCGACCAUCGAUGUGAGAUCAGAUGGUUUCAAUUACACAUAUACGAAAUCAAUUUUAAAUGAUCUACACCGUUGAUUGAGAUCCGAUGGUCGAGGGAUGUAACUGGGUCACAUUAGGGAUUUCGUUUCAAUAGUUUAAAAUGACAAUUAUUUUUUCUAGGAUCUAGUUGAGUGAGACCUUAGACCGCAGUUUAGUGUCUUACACCCUUUACUAAAAUCAGAGUCUUGUGGAAAAUGCAUCUUGAAGGGUUUAGGUAGCUUUAUCUCUUGUACAUAUACGCAUUGUAGUAGAACAAUGAAUAGAUUAAAGUGAAAUUCACUUUGGUAGUUUUAAAAGCAGUGUUUCAGCUA